UUUGGUGAGCCAAAGGCCAGCCUCAUACAGAAUAGGUUACAGCUUGGAGCGAGGGGGAGAAGAACUGCAGAAAAGAGAAUGGGAAUGCCCAUUUCACUGGCAGCAAAGUUCUUGGCCCACUCCUCAGCCAUCUCAUCUGACUUCACUCUAACCAGUGAGAAGAGAAGGUGUUAACAGUGUUAAUCAACGAGCUGCUGGCACACAGCCAGAUCUUCAGGAAGAAGAGAGGUAAGAAUUGCCCAGUGUGUGGAAAGAAAGAUCAUAAGACAAGGAACAAGAGUAUCUUCCUUUAAAGUGUUACUUGGCCUCUAGGUCUGGGCAGAACUGCAUUUCCCAGCACUGCUCUGAAGAGCUGGGUAAGAAUGGAUGCGACAUAAACCAGAAGUUCUGAAGACUUAGUCACCAAUCUUGAUGCACUUACUGUUGACACUUUAUUUCCGAACACUUGAAUUGAUUCAGCAUUGCUGACAAAGGAAAGAUGACCUCUACUGUAAGGCUACCACCAUACUAUGAAAAUCAUGGCUUUCAGCCAGAAAACUUCUCCUCUGCCAGGCAACCAGUAGGUGCUAAUGCAUAUCCACAGUACCUCUCUACAAAAGCUCCGUCAGUGCCAAGCUAUGUCCCAAGAGUUGCUACCUAUCAGUCGAGUACGCCAGUGGCACAUUCGUCCAGGAGAACCUGUACAUCAAGUAUAAAGAAAGUCAUAAUCAUAAUCUCAUCCGUUUUAAUAGUCAUAUGUUGUAUAAUUGCUGCUUUCUUCAUUUGGUAUUUUGUAGAGAAUCGCUGUCUUGGCUCCUUAAUAGAGUGCGGCUCUUCGGGAACGUGUGUGCUGCCCUCCCAGUGGUGUGACGGGGUGAGCCACUGCCCUAACGGCGAAGACGAAAACCGCUGUGGUCUUUUUCCUUUCAUGGUAGUUAGACUUUCUGGACCAAAUUUUAUCCUGGAGGUUUAUUCACCUGUCAGCGAGUCCUGGUAUCCUGUUUGUCAGGAUGACUGGAAUGACGAUUAUGGAAAGAUAGCAUGUCAAGACAUGGGCUACAGUGCAGAUACAUAUUACUAUAGUCAAGGAAUAGCAACUGGAGUUGGCUUUAAAAGCUUUUUGAAGCUGAAUACAAGUGCUGAGAACAUAGACUUGUACAAAAAGCUCUAUGUCAGUGACUUCUGUGUCUCAGGAAACGUGGUUUCUCUGCGCUGCAUAAAGUGCGGCCUGUCCACUAAAAACGUUAUGAGCAGAAUCGUGGGCGGAAGCAUUGCAUCGCUGGGCCAGUGGCCGUGGCAGGUCAGCCUCCACGUGCAGGGGGUCCACAUCUGCGGCGGCUCCAUCAUCGCCCCCGGGUGGAUAGUGACCGCCGCUCACUGCGUGGAAGGACAAUUAUCUGACCCGUACAGGUGGAGAGUUUAUGCUGGGAUCCUGAAUCAGAAUGAGAUGUUCUUAAAAAUGGGACACAGAGUGCAACAAAUAAUUUCCCAUCCAGGUUAUGAUGCAGACUCUAAAGACAACGAUGUUGCCCUUAUGAAGUUAGAGGUGCCACUGACUUUUACUGACAAUAUAAGGCCAGUUUGUCUGCCUAAUCCGGGAAUGACGUUCCAGUCAGAUCAGCAGUGCUGGAUAUCUGGGUGGGGAGCAGAGUACCCAGGAGGUAAAACAUCAAAUAACUUGAAUUAUGCUACGGUACCCUUAAUAGAACGUUCUAGAUGUAAUUUUAUUGAUAUCUAUAAUGGCAUAGUUUUGCCUACAAUGAUCUGUGCCGGAUUUCUAAAAGGAGGAGUUGAUUCCUGUCAGGGUGACAGCGGAGGUCCUUUAGUGACUUACGAAAACUCUCUGUGGUGGUUGCUUGGAGAUACCAGCUGGGGAACUGGCUGUGCUAGUCCCAAUAGACCUGGAGUUUAUGGGAAUAUGACUGUGUUUACAGAAUGGAUUUAUAAAAAUAUGCAGGCAAACAGAUGACAACACUCUCUUUCCUUCUUUGCUGAUCCACGUUUCUGAGAACAAGACUAAAUUAAGCCAUGGGUGCCUGGGAUAUUUAUUCACCUUACAAAUGAUUUUUCUCUUUGAAUUUUAUUUUUAAAAAGUAACAUGAAGGAUCGCACACUUGGUUCUGUGCUGGUUGCAGUGACUGAUUUAAUCAAUGAAGAAUUAUCACAAUAAGCACCUUUCUCCUUAACGUGGUGCCUGGCAGAAAGUUGUUCUGCUUGGAGAAAUCAGAAAAUCAACUGCUUACUCUAUUUGUAACUUUCACUUGAUAAUCAGGCACGUGUUUAUAAGGAUAAUCUUGAUCACAAUUUAAAUUAAGAUUUUUGUAGCAGGAUGUCGAGACAGUUGGUUUAGUAGUGUUUUUAAAUUAAAUAUUAAGUAAUGUGAACAUCAAAUCUCUGAGCUGCUGGUUGGCAAUUUAAGGAAAAAAAAGUGAAUUGUUUUUGGUAUAUAUGAAGGGAAGCUUUCAUGCACUACAGUAGAAGAAGAGAAGAGAUACUGUAUAUUUAGCUUGUUAAAAGUCCUCAGGAUCUUGACAGCUGUUGUCCAAGUCGUAUUGUUCAAAGUGAGAUCCGUCUGACCACCUCAGUUACUAAAAGUGCCGUUCUGCCGUAAGCCACUGUGAAUCCCUCGAGGGCAAGACCUGCCAUGGCUCCGAGCUGUGGCAGGGAGCAGUGAAUUAAGCGUCCGGCUGGUGAGGUCUGUGACUGCACACGUCAGAGCAUGACUCUCGAAGGGCAAAGUUUUUUUUUCCAAUGAAGCUGUGUUGCAAGCUAUAGACCUCCUGUUGCAGCUAUGCAUACAGAGGCAAAGAACACAAAGCUGUUUCUGCCUAACCAGAUGACUACCUCGUUUAUUAAAUUUGGCUUGUAAUUCCUUAAAGCUCUCCUUUAUGCAUUUGCAUGUAUGUUUUUAGUAAAAUGUCUUAAAUAUCAGCACGCCAUCUCAGCUAGGGUUUUAAAAAAUAAUUUAUAAUCAUAGUAAAGAGGAUCAAAAAGCCAUAACAAGUCACUCUUAAUAAGAAGGAUACAUCUUUUGAGUGAAAUGACUCUACUAGUCUUAUUUUCUCUGUUGGUACUGAAAUGCAAUUGUCUUGCAUGGAAACACUGCACCAAAUAAAUAUA
Molecule: messenger RNA, 3099 nt
Organism: Struthio camelus australis
Lineage: Eukaryota; Metazoa; Chordata; Aves; Struthioniformes; Struthionidae
Gene: TMPRSS2
Product: transmembrane serine protease 2
Biological process (GO): protein autoprocessing
Cellular component (GO): membrane
Molecular function (GO): protein binding; serine-type endopeptidase activity
Source: RefSeq, a predicted model, not a curated record